AUGAGUGAUCACGCAGACGUUAUUCGACCGGUUCUAUUUGGGGUUCGCCUGCUCCUAUGGAUCUGUGCAGUAAUCACCUUGGGCCUUACUGCAUGGGUUGCCGAUCACCUGAAGGGCUACCGGGUCAUCUUCACCCUUGUUAUUUCGGUGCUCGCUGCAGUUUUCUACAUUCCCUCUCUCUUCACCGCAUUCAUGCAUCGCAACCGUGGUUAUAUGCUUCCAUUAGACAUAAUCUUCUAUGCCCUCUUUUGGACGCUCUGUGGCUUGUGCUUGGAAAUCGCCAAUCUCUAUCUCGAUAAGCCAGCAGUUACCGUCCAUCACGAAAAGAUGAAUACAACGGCUCAUGGUGCCACCAAUGGAACUGCUACGGCAAUGAAUGGUGAGAACACUCAAGUUUGA
Messenger RNA from Penicillium waksmanii, 399 nucleotides. RefSeq lists its product as uncharacterized. The record is from RefSeq and is a predicted model, not a curated record. Bases 1 to 399 code for a protein of 132 amino acids. The transcript has 3 exons. Lineage: Eukaryota; Fungi; Ascomycota; Eurotiomycetes; Eurotiales; Aspergillaceae.